CCAGGUUGCCCGCACUUGUGACACAUUAGCAUUUGGCAUUUUCAAACACUUGUCCAACGGCCCCACUGCCCCAACAAAAUAAACAAAUUCCGCCGGAGAAAGUGGCGAUAAACAGCGCCCAGGAAAGUCGUAUACUGGAGCUGUCAAGAUGCGUGACUGGAUGCCGGUGCUCUUCUGCGGACUCUCCGUGCCGCUCUCGCUGUUCAUGUGGCUGGGCAAUGUGGCGCUGUCGAAGUUCUGGACCAGUGACUUUGAGGGUUAUCCAACAGAGUCCCGGGUGAUUCCGCCGGUGCGCUGGCUCUUCUCCACACUGGCGCCCUUGGCCCUGAUGACGGUGGCUCUGCGCCGGAGGAGCGUCAACCGAUCUGGAGCUGCGCUGGGCAUUCUGGUGGCCUUCAUCCUCUCCAUCGCCAGCCAUCCGUUCUUCGCCAGCCUGGUGGUGUUCUUCUUCAGCUCCUCGCGGGCCACCAAGUUCCGGGCGCACAUGAAACGCCGCUUCGAGAGCGAUUUCCGCGAGGGCGAGGGCCAACGCAACUGGAUACAGGUGCUCUGCAACGGAGGCAUGGCCGCACAGCUGGCGCUGCUCUAUCUGCUGGACUGCGGCAGUGGAGAGCGGGCGGUGGACUUCGCCCGGGAAUACCGAUCCAGCUGGCUGGGUGUGGCCGUGAUGAGUGCGUUUGCCUGCUGCAACGGCGACACCUGGUCGAGUGAACUGGGAUCUGUGCUGUCGCAACGCGAUCCAGUGUCUAUCAUAACCUGGCGGCGGGUGCCGCGCGGUACCAAUGGUGGGGUCUCGCUGCCCGGCGUCGUGGUGAGUCUGCUGGGCGGUCUGCUCGUCGGCUUUGGCUACUUUGUCACUGUUCGCUACACGGUGGAGGCCAAAAUGCUUCUGGUUAGCCCACCGCAGUGGCCCAUCAUCGCCUUUGGUGGCAUCGCUGGACUUUUCGGGUCCCUCUUGGACUCUGUGCUGGGUGGUGUGCUGCAGUUCUCCGGCAUCAAUGAGGAAGGCAAGAUUGUGGAUACACCUGGGAAGGGAGUGCGCCACGUGAGCGGACUGCGCAUCCUGGACAACCAUAGUGUCAACCUGAUUUCCAGCAUCGUCACCGGCGUCACCAUUCCCCUCCUGGCCCAGAGAUUCUGGCCCGUGCGCUGAUUGUGUUUUUCAUUAGGAUAUGCGUGAUGCGGUAUUCACUAGCCAAACAUUUCAAAGGCUGCCUCACAAGAUCAAAAUUCAUGUUUAACAUCAACCCAUGUUCAUUAAGCCUGUAGACAGGCGUUCUCCAUUGUUAGCCAGUUAUCAUUUCAUAACGCCAGUGAAUACCCUCCAUAUAUAUAUUUUUGUGAAGCUUACAUAUCGCCAAGCGAACUAAGCGACUUUAGAGACUCGAUGAAAGCAACGAUUGGGCAGCGAAUAGCCAAGGCAGUUAGAUUAUAUUUACACUAAGGUAGCUAACCAUGUUCCUCUACGGAUUAUGACUUUCUUGUUACUGCGACUGUCCACCUCUAUUGUGUGUAUAAAUUCCAUUAAACACGAACCAUGCAUGUGGAGAUCCACAUUGCCAUUGUCUCGAAAUUCUCGUA
Drosophila teissieri is the source of this 1581-nucleotide messenger RNA. RefSeq names its product transmembrane protein 19. The transcript has 2 exons. Gene Ontology annotation, cellular component: membrane. Lineage: Eukaryota; Metazoa; Arthropoda; Insecta; Diptera; Drosophilidae. The record is from RefSeq and is a predicted model, not a curated record. The coding region runs from base 149 to 1153 and encodes 334 amino acids.